Messenger RNA from Fukomys damarensis (Damara mole-rat), 2715 nucleotides. RefSeq names its product endoplasmic reticulum-golgi intermediate compartment 1 (gene Ergic1). NCBI's taxonomy places the organism in Eukaryota, Metazoa, Chordata, Mammalia, Rodentia, Bathyergidae. Gene Ontology annotation, biological process: retrograde vesicle-mediated transport, Golgi to endoplasmic reticulum; endoplasmic reticulum to Golgi vesicle-mediated transport. Gene Ontology annotation, cellular component: endoplasmic reticulum membrane; Golgi membrane; endoplasmic reticulum. The transcript has 10 exons. Bases 39 to 911 code for a protein of 290 amino acids. The record is from RefSeq and is a predicted model, not a curated record.
UGCAGCACUCCCACCCCGGCGACGGCGGCGGCGGCACGAUGCCCUUUGACUUCAGGAGGUUUGACAUCUACAGGAAGGUGCCCAAGGACCUUACGCAGCCAACCUACACCGGGGCCAUUAUCUCCAUCUGCUGCUGCCUCUUCAUCCUCUUCCUCUUCCUUUCAGAACUCACCGGAUUCAUCACAACAGAAGUUGUGAACGAGCUCUACGUUGAUGACCCAGAUAAAGACAGCGGGGGCAAAAUUGACGUCAGUCUGAACAUCAGUUUACCCAAUUUGCACUGUGAAUUGGUUGGGCUCGACAUCCAGGAUGAGAUGGGCAGGCACGAGGUGGGCCACAUCGACAACUCCAUGAAGAUCCCUCUGAACAACGGUGUGGGCUGCCGCUUCGAGGGCCAGUUCAGCAUCAAUAAGGUCCCUGGCAAUUUCCAUGUGUCCACACACAGCGCCACAGCCCAGCCACAGAACCCGGACAUGACACACGUCAUCCACAAGCUCUCCUUUGGGGACACACUACAGGUCCAGAAUGUCCACGGAGCUUUCAACGCUCUCGGGGGAGCAGACAGACUCACCUCCAACCCCCUCGCCUCCCACGACUACAUCCUGAAGAUCGUGCCCACGGUUUACGAGGACAAGAGUGGCAAGCAGCGGUAUUCCUACCAGUACACGGUGGCCAACAAGGAGUAUGUCGCCUACAGUCACACAGGCCGCAUCAUCCCUGCCAUUUGGUUCCGCUACGACCUCAGUCCCAUCACGGUGAAGUACACGGAGAGAAGGCAGCCGCUGUACAGGUUCAUCACCACAAUCUGUGCAAUCAUUGGUGGGACCUUCACCGUCGCUGGCAUCCUGGAUUCCUGCAUCUUCACAGCCUCCGAGGCCUGGAAAAAGAUCCAGUUGGGCAAGAUGCAUUAACGUCCCGCCUGGUCCGACGGCCAAGGACUGGGGAGACUGCCAACCCUGCCUCUAGCACCCUGUCUCUCUAGCCCAGGAUCUGGCUGCAUCCCAAAGUGUGUGGGGGAGGUGAGGGAAGGGAAAGUGGGUGGCUGAAGGUUCCUCGGCUACCUCUCUUCCCCACAUUACAUUUUAGAUAAAUAACACUGGCUGCAGUUGUGAUGUUCCUUUCCCCCAGGAGCUCCAAGAUGAGAGUCAGACAAGGGGUGUGCUCUAGGAACGUUGGGUACCAUUUCUGGAAGGGCAACAGUCCUUUCUUCUUAGGGAGCAGCCUAGAAUCCUUGUUGACCAGCUGUCAACCAGGCUGUGACAAUCUUGCUGUGUUUCCCUUACCCAGUUUGACACACUAAUCACGUGGUUUCUCCCCUGGACCGUCAAUCUGGGCUCUCUGCUUGGACCAGACUGCCCAAAGGUACUCCUGCUUAGAGCCUUCGAUGCAGGAUGGCUCUUCCCGGACAAGCUCCUGAGGUUUGACAUUGUAGCUGGGACUCUCACUUCCUCCCCAUCCGUCCCUGGCCAGGCCUCAUAUCCCUUAUUCCUAUCCCUGUCUGGUUCUUCCAAGAAGCAUGUGCCCAUUGCUCGAGUGAUCUGCCUACUGGUCACAAGGUGGGUCACAGACUCCUCUCCUCUCCUGUCUUUGUUCCCCUGAACCCCCACCAAUGUGCCUCUGCCGCUGUGCUGUGUGGUACUGGCAUUGCUUGGUGGAAAGGCUGAUUCCCACUGCCAGGUCCCUCCAUGGCUCUGUUGGGACCUGCAGUGGCAGGAAGUGAUAGAAGUCACCCUGGGAGAACCAGAUAGAUGUCGUUUAUGCACUUAGUCCACAAGGGAAGUAUCCUUCCCUGUAAGCCUCCAACAACCAUGUCUCAGCCUCUUCUGGGCAGCCAGAAUUGGUUCUAAAGUCUUAGCUGAGGGAACAAAGUGGACCAGCCCUUCUUCUCCCUUUGGAGCUCCCCAUCCCAGGCUCCCCUUCCAGGGAUGCCCCGCACUUGGACCUCUGCAGCCCAGGAUGGUCCAGGUGCCAUUGAAUUCCCUUGCUAGCUGACCACACACCACAUUCCCCCUGGGGCGGUGGACUCCAGUGUUUCCCAUGUGCUGCUGAGGUGGGUUCCUCCACUGCUGCUCCCCCUCACUUGUCCCUUUGUGUCCCGAAAGGGAGGGGCAGUGGUCCAGGCAUGAAUUCCACCCAGGGAAUUUUAGCUAUGCCCUCAUGUUCCAGGGAAAGUGCCCUGCCGCCUGUUUUUCAUUUAUAUCGAGAUUGUUUGCAUACUUUUAUAAUGAGGGGGAGUUUCCAGUAGAAGGACUUUUUAAAAUUAUCUAUAAGGGAUAGCUCAAGUCUCUGCCAUUUGUAAAUCUUGGCUCUGAUUCCAAUUAGCAAAGCUGUCCCUUUUGCAUAUGAGUUAACUAAUGUGUGUAUAGAAUGCUGUUGGCUAUUUCUGGUAUCUCUGGCCACUUGGGUUUUUUGGUUUUUUCAUUCUGUUCCCUGGUUAUAGAAAGGAGCCCGUCUGGUGUGUGAAUAUGUGCACCUGUAGAGGGUGACAGGGUGGGGUGGGGGUGGAAAGUGUGUGGCACACACGUGAGUUGAAAUCCAACUUUUAUGUAUUAAAAAAACAAAACUCUGAAGAUAUGGGGGAUGUCAGUUUCCUAUGGAAGAGACACCUCUGACCUGUUACCCUUACAAACAAAAAUCUCAAGGGAAAAAAAAAUGUUUUAGUCCUUUCUCCCCUCCUUGGGUUCAAAUAGAUUAUUAAAAUGCUGAUUUUCGGAA